CGUACUUGGGUUCUUAGUUCGAUUGGAUACGAAUUGACUGUGAUUGGCCAGGGUAAUCGCAUCGGAUCAGGCUCGGACCGCCGAAGUCGACCGCUUUCAGGUUGCGUGCUCCCUCUCUCACCAGUCUGCUUCGCCUACUCAAGCUCCAACCCUCUACCAAACUCCUCUCCAUCGCCUGGUGGGCUGUUUCAAAUGCGUCGAGUGGCACUGCAAGCCUUCCGCUCCACGCGUCGCCCGUGCCUGCGCAAAUUCGUCCGAAACCGCACUGUCAAUUCGGUCCCUAGCAGUUAUGGCCUAGGCCAACGAUACUUGUCGCGCCAGCGUUCGUCGUCCACCGUUUUAAACUCGUCCAUGCAGAUUCGCACCUUCACGGGCGCCUUGGUCGCUGCCGCCGUUGCAUCCGGAGCAUUCUACGCCUACCGCGGCACCCAGUCUGCGGCCAUACCACUCACCGCCGAACAAGUUCGCAGCGUGAGCACCGACGCAUCUGAGCCCACAAGGAGGGCGUUGGUUGUCGAUCAAGGGUCUCUCUAUACAGGCACAAUCACGGGGAGUGCUCCGUUGUCUAAAGACACGGAUGACUACGGCAGAAAGGUGCUGGAAAUGUUGACGCCCGAACAGGCAACCGCGAAGCUUAGGAAGAAUGAAGAGUCAUGGACAGUUGGUCGGGGUCAGGGCGUUGUACGAUACGAUGUCGUUCAGAUACCCUCAAACGAACCUAUAGAAGAUGAUCACGCGGAGAAAAUCAUCGAAGUCCCUCAGAACCUCGCUGCUACGGAGAAAGGUGCAGCCACCAGCGACUGGAUGUUCUGGGGCGUCUUUGACGGGCACAGUGGUUGGGUGACAUCUGCGAAGCUCCGCCAGACACUCAUCUCGUUCGUCGCACGUGAGCUGAACACCACUUACAAGGCUGCGCUCGAGGAUCCUGCCCUGCGCUUCCCAACAUCCGACUCCAUCGACAAGGCUAUCAAGACAGGGUUCGUUCGUCUUGACAACGAAAUCGUACACGAAUCGGUCAAGAAAGUGAGGAAGGCUCAGUCCAAGGUUGCCGCUGCCGAGCUACUCGCGCCCGCUUUGUCCGGAUCAUGUGCCCUUUUGUCCUUCUACGACAGUAACUCGAAGCUUCUCAGAGUUGCCUGCACCGGCGACUCACGUGCUGUGCUAGGUCGAAGGGGUGCAAACGGAAAGUGGACUGCAACUCCACUCUCUGAAGACCAAACUGGUGGUACAGCUAGCGAGGCCGAGCGCUUGCGCAGGGAGCACCCUGGUGAGCCAAAUGUGGUCAGAAACGGCCGCAUUCUUGGUGGACUUGAGCCAUCACGUGCCUUUGGCGAUGCUUCCUACAAAUGGUCUGCUCAAACGACCGAAGAGCUCAAGAAAUCGUACUUUGCCCGAACAUCCUCUUCACUCCUCAAAACACCUCCCUACGUUACCGCCGAACCCAUCAUUACAACCACGAAAGUAGAUCCCGAGAAGGGCGACUUCGUGGUCAUGGCAACCGACGGUCUUUGGGAGAUGUUGACGAAUGAGGAAGUUGUCGGUCUCGUAGGCCAGUGGCUGGAUGCACAAGGCGGCCCACACGGUCAAAAUGCUCAGACCCAGUCUUGGCUGAAAAGCUGGUUCUCCAAUGAAAAGAAGUUGCCCGUGGAGGAGAAGACUUCAUCCGGCGAGACUGGUCAACGCGCGCCUAUUCGUCAGCAGCAGUGGGGCACGAAGACCUCUCUGAACGAGCGCUUCGUUGUAGAAGAUAAGAAUGCCGCCACCCAUCUCGUUCGUAACGCGCUCGGAGGCAAAGACCAAGAUCAGCUUUCUGCUCUUCUGACCCUUCCCAGCCCCUUUUCCAGGCGCUACAGGGACGAUUUGACAGUCGAAGUUAUCUUCUUUGGUGAGGGCGUCGCUAAUGGGUCUGUAACGCUGAACAGAGACGCCAGUGCAGAGGAACCUGGCGUCAAGCCUAAGCUGUGA
This is a messenger RNA of Periconia digitata, 1965 nucleotides long. NCBI's taxonomy places the organism in Eukaryota, Fungi, Ascomycota, Dothideomycetes, Pleosporales, Periconiaceae. The record is from the annotation of a GenBank genome assembly.